UCUUGAGCGGUGAAUUAAGUCUGGAGAUUAAUCAGAUGGGAAGAGAAAAUGGAGGGAGCAAGGGUCAGGUUCUCUCGGUCAGGUUCUUUCUCUCCUGUGCACCUCUUUGACCUCUGAACCCAUUGUGGGCGCGUGAGAUUUCUGAGAACAGCCUCGUGCUCUGCCAGGUCCGUGUACUUCCCUCUGGGAACCCGGUCUCGCUAAUUGAACGCUGAUGAACGGGUUCAUCUUUCCCAGGGGUCGUGGGAUCAGAAGGACCAAAGAAGACAUGGGGGUGUCGGAAUGAUCAGGGCGGGUCAACAACCUUUUUUACCAGCCCGCAAUUCCGAAUACAAUCGAGCACACAAAGACCCCAUGGAGAGAAUACGACCCGGCACUGAUAACAGCCACAAUGGACUGUGAUCGGUCUGUACCCGGCUCUGUCGACAACCCCUUGAAGUUCCGGAACCAGGACUACGAAUCUCUUCGCAGAGGUUGUUUGGAGUCGAAGUCACUCUUCUCCGACCCGGAGUUCUUGGCGGACAAUAGUAGUAUUGGUAUGCCAGCUGACCCGGACCCAAGCAAAGCCGUGAAGUGGCUGCGGCCCAAGGAGAUCAGUCCCAGCGCCGUGUUCAUCGAGGGCACCACGGGCACCACCGACAUCUGCCAGGGCCAGCUGGGAGACUGCUGGCUCCUGGCUGCGCUGUCCUGCCUUACCUUGCACCCCACUCUGUUCGCCAAGGUGGUACCAACCGAUCAGAGCCUGAGUGAACCCUAUGCUGGAAUCUACCACUUCAGGUUCUGGCAGUAUGGCGAGUGGAUCGAGGUGGUGGUGGACGACAGGCUGCCCGUGCGGAGCGGCCGGCUGCUCUUCAGCUACUCUCGAACCCAGAAUGAGUUCUGGAGCGCCCUGGUGGAGAAAGCCUAUGCUAAGCUGAUUGGGUCUUACUCCAGUCUGAAGGGGGGAAAUAUUUCGGAGGGGAUGGAGGACUUCAUGGGGGGCAUUGCCAACUCCCUGCCUGUCUCAUCCCGCACCCCCAGGGUACUCUGGAGAGCUAUCUCUGCUGCCCUGUCCCGGGGCACUCUGAUCAGCUGCUUCAUACAGGCUCCAAGCUGGCGGGAGAUUGGGAAGGUGAAUUCGCAGGGGCUGGUGAUGGGCCAUGCCUAUGCCAUCACUAACUCAAACAAGGUGCAGCAGGAGUCGGGGGAGGUGUCGCUGAUCAGACUGAGGAACCCCUGGGGAUUUGUGGAGUACUGUGGACCCUGGAGUGACAAGUGUAAGGACUGGGAGAAAGUGGACAGUGCUGAAAAGAAAAGGAUUGAGCUGAUUGAGGCUGAAGAUGGAGAAUUCUGGAUAAACGUGGAGGACUUCAGCACUCUGUUUGACACGGUGGAGCUGUGUAGCGUGAAUCCAGACUCUCUUGUGGAAGGUCAGGAUGUACCGUCUUCUGCCUGGACCAUCAGCUCGCACCAUGGCUCCUGGGUCCCAGGGUGCUCCGCUGGAGGGAGCCGCCGAUACCGCCGCUCAUUCUGGAAGAACCCACAGUUCCGCCUCAUCCUCUCUGAGAGGGAUGAGGAUGUAGACGAUGACGACGACGAUGACGAGGACGAGAUCGGUGAUGAUGACGACGUAGAGGAGGAGGAGGAGGCUGGGGCGGGGGCGGGGGCGGGGGCGAAGGCCCCCGGGAAGCAGGUGAAUCUGAAGCAGGAGCAGAGGAGGACGCAGUGCACCGUGCUGGUGGAGGUCCUGCAGAAACACCGGAGAAAGAGGGACAGGGUCCACUUCCUCUACAUCGGCUUCCACAUCUACCGGGUUCCUCCUGAGCUCCAGGAUAACCCCGCCCCCCUGGGUCAGAGCUUCUUCUCCACCAAUCGGCCGGUGGCGCGCUCAGGGAAGUACCAGGCCGUGCGCGGGGUCCGCAGGAAGGUUCACCUGGACCCCGGGCACUACGUCAUCGUGGCGUCCAGCUUCCGACCCAAUCAGCAGGGAGACUUCUACCUGCGCAUAUUUACCAAGACCGGGAACCACCUGGGGGGUCAGGAGUUUACCUGCUCCUCAAACCUGCUGAUGGCAGUGGAGUCAAAGCCGGUCAUGCAAAAGGAUCGCAGCAAAUUACAGAAGCUGUUUGACCAAGAGGCUGGAGCGGACAACAGACUUGAUGCAGUGGAGUUUAUGAAGCUGGUGAACUCAGUCUUUGAUAAGGAUUACCAGCUGCCCCUGGACACCUGCAGACAGCUCAUCCUGACAGAAGACACCGCAGGCAGGAGCAGACUGACACUGCUGCAGACUGAGAAGCUGGUGUCCAUGCUGCGCAGUCUGCAGUCCAUCUUCCUCCAGUUUGAUGAAGAUUCAUCUGGGACUAUGAGCCCCUUUGAGCUCAGUCUGGCCCUAGAAGCUGCUGGGCUGAAGUGCGAUGGUGAGGUCAUGCAGGUGCUGUGGGAGAGAGCUGGCGCGGGCGAGCUCCACCUGCCCUUUCAUCGCUUCGUCUCUUGCGUGGCCAGACUGCGCGUGCUUUUCGCUCUGUAUGAGUCAGAGAGCAGCACUGAGGUGAAGGAACGUGGCAUCCACGCAUGGCUGCUCAAGUUUUUGGUGGUGUGAGUUCAGAGUGGAACGGUCAGCACGGUCACGCUCUCCGAGUCACGGAACAGCUCUCAGCCUUCAACCACCUACGGUCACCAUCAGUACCACAGCUGCUGACCACGGUCAACCUCAGCACAGUCUGCCUGAUCACUACCGCGAGGCCUGGUAUACUCCCACUGCUACAUCCUAUUAAAGCAAAUAACCAGCUGUGAUGAACAUCAGGACUGCAGCUUUUCUGUGAGAUAUAAUUAAAUAGUGCCUUCUGUCACUGCUGGUUAUUCAGCUGU
This is a messenger RNA of Anguilla anguilla (European eel), 2847 nucleotides long. RefSeq names its product calpain 12 (gene capn12). Gene Ontology annotation, cellular component: cytoplasm. Lineage: Eukaryota; Metazoa; Chordata; Actinopteri; Anguilliformes; Anguillidae. Gene Ontology annotation, biological process: proteolysis; negative regulation of apoptotic process. The record is from RefSeq and is a predicted model, not a curated record. Gene Ontology annotation, molecular function: calcium-dependent cysteine-type endopeptidase activity; calcium ion binding. The transcript is spliced from 22 exons. Bases 392 to 2578 code for a protein of 728 amino acids.